Messenger RNA from Danaus chrysippus (African queen), 921 nucleotides. NCBI's taxonomy places the organism in Eukaryota, Metazoa, Arthropoda, Insecta, Lepidoptera, Nymphalidae. The record is from the annotation of a GenBank genome assembly.
AUGGAUUACAAAAAUAACACAAAUACAGUGCUACAUUGGAACUACAGAGGUUUCACAGAAUUCCCAAUAGAGUAUCUACGAGGCGGAGUAGCCGAGAUAACGGAUAUUUAUCUAAAGGAAAAUUUAAUAUCUCGUAUACCGAGUGAUAUUUGUAAACUGGAUAACCUAGAAAGCUUGUAUCUGAGCGGCAAUGACAUUACAGAACUACCGAGAGAGAUAUCGAUGUUAGGAAGACUGAAGUGUUUGGAUCUCAGUGGAAAUAGAUUGAGAUAUGUCCCGGACGAAAUAGGUGAUAUGGGAAGCCUAAAAUUUCUUAUACUGGACGAAAAUGAGCUAAGGGAGAUACCGUUAAGGAUAGCUGAAUUGCGAAUGCUUCGUUAUCUUUCGGAAGCUCGCAUGAUGUCUUGUCUGACUGGUCAACUUAAAGAAGACAUCAUCAUGCACACUGGAAGACAAUUGGUCCAAGACGUGGAGUUCUUGAAACAGCUGCCAAGACCACUGUUGUUACAGAUCGGCACCAAGUUACGUGUUGUUAUAUUUAUAGCCGGCGAUAUUAUUAUUAAGAUAAACACAAUUGGGGACUCUCUUUUCUUUAUUUACAAAGGCACGGUAGCCGUUUAUUCGGAGUCGGGUAAAGAAGUAUGUCAUUUGGAAGAUGGAGAUUUUUUUGGUGAAAUUGCAUUAAUAAUGAAGAAUAGAUUGCGUUCAGCGUCAGUUGUAGCGGUUACGAAUUGCGAACUUUUCCAACUGAAUAGAGAAGACUUUGAAAGUUCUGUGGCGAGUUACUCGAGUGUUUACGAGGACUUCAAAAAAAUUGCCACCACGAGGUUGGAGAAAACUACAGUUCUUGACGAACAUAAUAAAAGCGACAUUAAAAUGAAAGCUAGAAAGAGAGCGGACAGCGUUAGCUAUCAAUUUUAA